Messenger RNA from Durio zibethinus, 1706 nucleotides. Its product is annotated as Rab3 GTPase-activating protein non-catalytic subunit. Gene Ontology annotation, molecular function: protein binding. NCBI's taxonomy places the organism in Eukaryota, Viridiplantae, Streptophyta, Magnoliopsida, Malvales, Malvaceae. Gene Ontology annotation, biological process: regulation of GTPase activity. The record is from RefSeq and is a predicted model, not a curated record.
AUAUAGGUACUUCUAAUAUUGAAACUAAUGUAUGGAAACUAAAUCUGUAUUUCACGUAAAGUACAUGGGACUAAUGGUAUAAUUUUGCAUUGAUAAUUUUAUCAGAUCUUGGUACUCUACGCUUGAACCCCAUAAGUCACCUGCUUUCCCUUCCAAUAUAAAAAUUCUUUCAUUCCAUAAUCCCAAUUGCCAAGAAACAAAAAAAAAAAAAAAAAAAAAGCCGAAAUCCAAACCCUAAAAGCCGGCGCCAAUGUCGAAGCGGAGCCACCUUCACUUGACGGAUCUCAGUUGCAUCGCCUGCGAAGACUUGACCGAGUUCGGCGCUGGCAAGGAAGGCUGGCUAGCUCCCGAUGCCAGCACCACUAUCCUCUGCGCUCUCGACGCCCAUUCUCUCGCAAUCGCCAACCGAUCUCUUAUUCUCAUCCUCGGAUGGUCCGACCCUGAUGAACCUCGGGUCAAGAUCCGACCCGAACUGUCACCUAUCGAGGCCGAGCACAUUACGGCCAUCGAGUGGCUGGUUUUCGAGGAGAUGAAAGUGAUUGCAGUUGGGACCUCUCGAGGGUUUCUCUUGGUUUACUCUUUGCGUGGUGAUUUGAUUCAUAGACAGAUGGUACAUACAGGACGCAUCUUAAAGUUAAGAGUUCACGGAGCUAAGAAAGAUCUGAUGCAAGAUAUAUUGUCAGAGGAGGUCUGUGUUGUCAUACCUGGGGUAAUUGCUCGUUUUGAUGGGACUGAUAUUCAGAGCCUGCUUCAAAGGUGGUUUCAAGAAACACAUUCUCGUUUUUGGGAUCAGAAACCAAAGAAAGAUUCUGAGGAUAUGGGAAACUCCUAUGGGAGAUUACCUUACCAGUUAUGGAAUGUUAAUAAGUAUGGGUCAUGUGUUGAUGCAGCAAUCACUGGCAUAAUGCCUCCUCCUCUCAUGGAACUCCAGGAAAAACUGGUUUUGCUGGUUCAGUUUUCACUUCUUGCUCCUUAUGCUUCUUUUAUUGUUGGGCAGUCAAGUCAACGUUACUAUUGUGCAGUCACUAUUGGAGAUGAUGCUGUUAUCUCAGCUUUCAGACUUUCUGAAGAUAGGAACCGUUCCUUGGUAGGAGCUAUUUUGUCAAAAGUUGUGCCUGCGACAUUUUCCACAAUCGCUUCUUUUUCUAAAAUGAUAUGGCGGAGUGAACAAACAUCAAACAGGAAGUCAGAAGAGAAGCCUCAAUCUUUUGCUCGAGCUUCUCCUUUGACAUGUUUGAAGGAUCAUCCAAGAAAGGGUGAAAAGCUCACUUUAUCACCUAGUGGCACUUUGGCUGCUAUUACAGAUUCACUGGGUCGUAUAUUGCUGUUAGAUAUUCAGGCACUUGUAGUAGUGCGACUAUGGAAGGGAUAUCGUGAUGCAAACUGCUUUUUCAUGGAGAUGUUAGUCAAUAGAGAUGCUAUAGGGUCAAGCUCCUCCUACUAUGAACCGAGGAAGAGUGACUAUUGCCUCUGUUUAGCCAUUCAUGCACCCCGAAAAGGAAUUAUUGAGGUGUGGCAGAUGAGAACUGGACCACGUCUCCUAACUGUCCAGUGUGCUAAAGGUUGCAGAUUAUUACAGCCAACUUACAGGUUUGGAUCAUCGUUGGACUCUCCUUAUGUUCCUCUGGAAGUUUUUUUGUUAAAUGGAGACUCUGGUCAAUUGUCAGUGCUGAAUCGUUUUCUUAAUUAAAUUUUACAUAGAUAAA